GAUGAAAUCAAAGAAUCUUUUAUUUGGCUUAGAUUAAAACCCUAAUUGAGGGCCAGAUUUUAAUUCGUUUAUGGAAGAAGAAGAAGAAGAAAAAGAACCGGAAUCGAGAAGGGAAGAAGGGAGAAAAGGAACAAAAACUCCAAGAUCUGCAGUACUAACUUCCAUGUUCCCUUAAUCCCAAGAAAAAAAAACAACCAAAAUUUAUACAGGUGUUAAUAAGUUUUCCAUGGGCAAAAACCCCUUCUCAUUCCGGCGCCCCUCCAUUAGGCGACGGCGUCCGAAAUCCACGACGUCACCUCAAUCGCCUCCGCAUCCGCCGGCUAUUGAAGCCGUUUCUUCAUCUUCACAUCCGCCUCCUCGUACGGAUAACUUGAUUGGCGGCGGCGGCGGUGGGGUGGGAGCAGCGGGGAAGGGGAAGAAGAAGGCGUCUGGAGCAAAGCUGUGGAUGAGAUUCGACACAAGUGGGGUUUCGGAGCUGGUGGAAUACGAUAAGAGUACGAUAAUUAAAAGGGCUUCGAUUCCUGCUAGGGAUUUGAGGAUCCUUGGCCCUGUCUUCUCUCACUCCUCUACGAUUCUUGCCCGGGAGAAAGCCAUGGUUGUCAAUUUAGAGUUUAUAAAGGCUAUCGUUACAGCUGAAGAAGUUCUUAUACUGGACCCUCUACAACAGGAGGUUCUUCAAUUCGUGGAUCAACUAAGACUACAACUUCCUCACAGAAGUGCAUAUAAGACACGAGGGGCGGGCACAGGGGAUGUAAAUGAUAGCGAAACCCAUGUCUCAACUGGUGGACAGUGGUUGCCUGUUCCAGAAGCCAUGGAGGGCUUGCAGUGUGAGCUUCCAUUCGAGUUUCAGGUUCUCGAGAUAGCAUUAGAGGUUGUUUGCUCGUUUCUGGACAAAAGUGUGGCAGAACUGGAGAGGGAUGCUUACCCUGUGUUGGAUGAACUGGCCCGAAAUGUCAGUACCAAGAAUCUGGAGCAUGUGCGGAGUUUGAAAAGCAAUCUCACUCGUCUUCUUGCACGUGUACAGAAGGUGAGGGAUGAAAUUGAACAUCUACUGGAUGACAACGAAGAUAUGGCAAAUUUGUAUUUAACAAGAAAGUGGAUCCAGAAUCAGCAAUCAGAGGCUUUGUCAGGAGCUGCAGCCUCAAAUAGCAUCACUACUAUUUUGCCUCGUCUACCACGACUUAGUUCAAACAGGAGUGGAAGUAUGGUGAGCAGCCACAAUUUGGACGACGAUGAUGUCGAGGAUUUAGAGAUGUUGCUCGAGGCUUAUUUCAUGCAGCUGGACGGAACACGAAACAAGAUAUUAUCUGUACGUGAGUACAUCGAUGAUACAGAAGACUACGUUAACAUCCAACUCGACAACCAACGGAAUGAGCUCAUUCAACUUCAAUUGACGUUGACCAUCGCAUCAUUUGCCAUAGCCAUCGAAACAUUGAUAGCCGGGUGGUUUGGUAUGAACAUCCCUUAUACAUGGAACAACACGGAUGGGGUUUUCGAUAUCUUUGUGGGUUGUAUUACAGCAGGGAGUGUGCUGAUUUUCCUGCUUAUCCUCGGAUAUGCUAGAUGGAAGAAGCUGCUUGGUUCUUAAAACUGAUCUUCAUCAUCAACUAUGGAUAUGCGUUUUACCAGAGGCAUGCCAUUGUAGUAUAUUCAGAAAACAAGGAUAAUUUUUAUUAAAAAAGCUCUAUAAAUAGAGAUACAUGGUGGUGUUAUUAAAUAUUUUUGUUAAUUACAUGUUUAAUAUAUAUGGUAUUAAUUAAUGUUGAUGUGUUUCCCG
Hibiscus syriacus is the source of this 1777-nucleotide messenger RNA. RefSeq names its product magnesium transporter MRS2-4-like. Gene Ontology annotation, molecular function: magnesium ion transmembrane transporter activity. Gene Ontology annotation, biological process: magnesium ion transport; transmembrane transport. NCBI's taxonomy places the organism in Eukaryota, Viridiplantae, Streptophyta, Magnoliopsida, Malvales, Malvaceae. The record is from RefSeq and is a predicted model, not a curated record. Gene Ontology annotation, cellular component: membrane. The coding region runs from base 227 to 1588 and encodes 453 amino acids. The transcript has 4 exons.